Cryphonectria parasitica EP155 is the source of this 672-nucleotide messenger RNA. Its product is annotated as HAD-like protein. Gene Ontology annotation, molecular function: phosphoprotein phosphatase activity. The record is from RefSeq and is a predicted model, not a curated record. The coding region runs from base 1 to 672 and encodes 223 amino acids. The transcript has a single exon. Lineage: Eukaryota; Fungi; Ascomycota; Sordariomycetes; Diaporthales; Cryphonectriaceae.
AUGCCUAUAACUGCGCCCAGUGCAGCAUCCGGCGGCGUGCCGAACCCCACAGAUGCUUACAUGAUGCGUGCAUCCUUUCUGUCUAAGAGGCGCACCCAUCCGGGCCCCCUUCUCGUCGUCAUCGACCUCAACGGCACGCUCCUGCAUCGGCCCAACAAGAGGAAUUCGUCCAAUUUCAACGCGCGGCAUCACGCGCGCCAUUUCAUCAAGUACUGCGUCGACACCUUCUGGGUCGUCAUCUGGUCGUCCGCCCGGCCCGACAAUGUCAAACGCAUGGUGAACGGCCUCCUGUCCCCCUCAGCGUUGCAGCAAGUCAUCGCGGUUUGGGGCCGCGACAAGUUCGGCCUCACAGCGCACGACUACAAGGUCCGCACCCAGUGCUACAAGCGGUUGACGUCCCUUUGGGAUGACCCUAUGGUACAGAGCUCGUACCCGAGCACGCGGAAAGGCUUCGAGAAUGGCUGUUGGGAUCAAGGGAACACGGUGCUGAUCGACGACUCGGCCGAGAAGGCGCGCAGCGAGCCACACAACGCGAUCACCCUCCCCGAGUUCACGGGCGACAUGGCCGAGGAGGGAGACAUCCUCCCCAAAGUGCACGACUAUCUCAACGAGUUGUGCUACCAGGAGGAUGUGAGCACGUAUAUGCGGGCAAACCCGUUCAAGAUGGCGUAG